CCCACCUUCACAACGGUCGGGUGCUGAUGGGUAAUCCUACAUUCACGUAGUCAUUUGGUCCUUAAUUAUUGCUGGAAUACUCUAGCUGUCGUUUCUCUUCAUGAUCAUACGUCUGUGGUAAUGUUCUGCUGCUCCACUAUGAUUGUGCUUUUGGACCGAUACCCACUUCUAGCCCUAGAUUGUGAGGCAACAUGAACUCCCUUUGGUCCUCCAAGUCGGCUGGUGACGGCCUCGAGGCUGCGAAGAAUCCCGUCGACGUCGCUGAUACGGGAGUUGCUGAUAUUGGGCCUGGGCUGACAACGGCAACGACACCUUCUAACUCUCUUCCCCCGCGACCCUCGCUCCAGCGAAACCAGGUCCCGCCGAGUCCACCCAGUCAACCGCCCCCUGCUACCCCGAAUACCCAUCCUGCCGACUCGCUCUCACUAGCACAGCUCAGACGUAUUGUGUCUGAAUUUCCCAGAGCAGAAGCUGCUGCAUAUGAUUUCGAGUAUGCCGAUACAGCGUCCCAUGCCGAGGAAAUAGACGAGUGGUUUUCCUACCAGUUCUGGCAAUUUGUACGCCUCGUCAAUGCUCAAAGAGCUUACGAGUCACAAUGGGAGCAUGAUCUCGCCGCGAAAGAAGAUGAGGUUACAUGGGAUGAGGCAAUUGAGGAUAUAAAGACUGCCUUUAUUCGUCAAGCUUUGAAAGAGAUACAAUCGGAAGAUUCUGCUGUGUGUACGGCCGCAACAGGCAAACUGGUUUACCUCGCUUUAGGAAGAUGGGUAGACACCGCCGGACUCACCAUUGGUGAUACAUCCAAGCUUCGAACGCUUGCAACUCCGAGACAGCUUGCUGCUAUGAAGUCGAGUGUUGUGCUGAUCGCAGGACUGGGUGGUAUCCCUGUAAUCUGGAAGGUCUUGCGCAAUACCAUCGAUUCUGCCCUGUCAGAUGAGGCACAAAAACCGCAAGCUCAUAAUAAGCAAGAGGUUCAAGAUGGGCUUGUGAAUCUGAUGACGGUUAUGUACAUGUUGAUACAAGUAGCCUUGGGUGAUCCUGAUGGAUUGGAAUCAGUCCGAGAUCAACUUAUCUGUUUGCAACCAUGCCUUCCAGUAUAUAUGCUCACGGUCACAACCAAAUUUCGAUUCUUUGAACCCAAGGACGAUUCAAUCAUAGUUCCCCACGUCCAAGCAUUGUUGAUUCUUUGGAAGUCAAUCCUGCUUGUUUUCGGAGGCACCGGGGAUAUCGAAAAGACAAAGCAGGCAUUGAGAGAGAGCAGUACCGACGACAAAGAUAAGAAUAUUAUUACUGCCUCACCCUUAGAUUAUCAUGUUUUUCGGCAAGAAAUUACCUCAAAAUAUCCAGCAUAUAUGCCUCCCCAGUCGAAGAUACCAUUAGAUGCGGAUAAUAUCUCACUACUACCGCCCUUACCUAACCACCCCACGAGAAACAACGGCUCGAAUGGGAUCAUACCAACUCCUCCAGGUACUCAAAGUGGCGGUGCUUCAAUCUUACACCAGCCUGUGCACAUAGCGACCCCUGCACCUUCUCCGCCGCCUUCGCCAGCUCUUGGGGGCAAGGGAGGCAAGAAACAGAAUUACCAAACAAACCAGAACUUUCCCUUCUUAUAUCCCCCACUAGACGAAACUAGUAACAGUGCUGGGGGCAAGGGUGCUGCAGGAUUCCAACAAGCACUUGUCGGUCGUAAAUGGGAAGGUAGCGAUGUCCCUGCUUCUAUUCUUGAGGCAGGCGAACUAUUUUCUAAGAGAGUACGCAUGACUCGUGCUACAAGGCAGCUAUGGGAACAGCGACAGCUUUUUCAAAAAAUUGAGAGAGGUUGGAAUCCUCCAGAAAACGAGAACGACGAAAUGACCGACGGGAUUACUGAUCUGGAUCUCGACUCUCUGGGUCCCGAUGAUGAUCACAUCGACUCAGAUAAGCUACUCGAGUUUAUCGACAAUAGACAUAGAAAAGCACCGGCACCUAAAGUUGAUUACGGGCCCAAUCCAAAUGUGCCAGUAGAUAUCAAGCGACGUCUCGAAGCCGUCGAAGAGUUCUAUAAAGCUUCCUUGCCUCAAUUGCAAUCGUUGGUAAUCGUACUCAUGAAAGUUUUGCUAGCCUCGGUCACGGCUAAUAUCUCGGCUGGGUCUUUCACCCAACCUGGGCCAGUAACAACUACUCGAGAGAGUGGCAGGCCCGUUUGGAAUCGAUCAGUGGAUAGUCCUUCGGGAACGAAUGGUUCCAUCAACCAAGAUCUGGCAGCACACGUGAAUGAUGCGUAUGUGGGGAGAAACAUGGAGAUUGAAGCCAAAGCAUCAACUGCGAUCAUUCUUCUGCUCCUCAAGUGGCUCAAAAUAUCACAUAUUCUCAAAUUCGAAUAUCUAACUCAACUCCUGUUGGAUUCUAAUUAUCUUCCGCUGGUGCUUAAGUUAUUUGCCCAUCAAGAUAUUCAGCAAGUGGUUGAUAGUAAGGCAGAUCAUCUCGAACAUAGCUUUUUUAAUUUCUGUAACCAGCGCGCAAACCCCGGACAGAAACUUAUUGCCGAUCCUAAUGAGGUCGACGUUGGUGAUGAUGAAAGUGAAGAUGAGGCAGCGCCUCCUCCUAUUCGGCGUCGGCGAUCACCACCAAAUGUUGAAGACAGCCAGAGUGAGAAUGAGGAUGCUUCGAAGCAGACCUCAGAGCCGAGCUCCAGCCGUCCCGAAGUUGACGAGCUAGGUUACCCAGUCAACCCCUUGCCACAGGAACCUAUCACAGAUUUCUCAUGGAGAAACUUCUUCGCCCUCAUAAACUAUUUGCGAAUCAUGCAGAAGAUCUGCAAAAACAAAGCACACCGAAAUUUGCUGCUUGUCCAGUACAAGUCCUCCAAUAUAAUACGCAAGUCUCUCAAAAUACCUCAGAAUGAGCUGCGCCUAUAUACCCUCAAACUCUUCAAGAACCAAGUCCCCUACUGCGGCCGUAAGUGGCGGCAGAGUAACAUGCGUGUAAUCACUGCUGUCUACUUGCAUUGUCGACCGGAGCUCCGCGAUGAGUGGCUCGCAGGCAGCGACGUUGAUGCUGAAGUUGAAGAAGCCUUACCUCUAGAACAAGCCCUCCGAAGUCUAACGCAUUGGUUCAAUGUCCGUCAGUAUCCUGAUAAAAUGGCCCCAGAGAUUAAAGUGGCACUUCGGAAUCAACAGGAUUUCUUCAGGCGCGAGCUUGAAAAGCUUGAAAUAUGGAAUGAAUUGGGUGCAAGUGGUGCAGUAGCAGCGCAGAACGAGGGCACUGGCGGAGAAUGGGACCAACAGCCCGCUGCUGGGGCUCCUUGGGGAUAAACUUAACGAUAGUCGGGGAUGUCAUGAUAGAAAAUCGAGACGAAUAAGCGUAAAUGGGGGAUACCAUCAUUUCAGACGCUCGAUAAUUUAAUCUAUUAAACACUGCUUACUUAUAUACUGAUCAAUGCGCGGUCGAGUUAGGUGCAAAAGUGCUGUAGGACUCGGUAACGAAACUAAGGUUAUUUAUAGAUGGUAGUGUAUAUCAAGUUACUUCACAAGGUUGCGACGCGACUAAAUUUUCCAAUUACCACAUUGACAGCAUCACUCAUACCGCCCGUGGGGGAGGGACGGGCAUGAAUGAUGCUGACAUAUGACUUCCAACGCGAUACAAACGCACAGUCUCACUGUUAUCAAUCGGAUUGAAUCUUGCUAGUA
Molecule: messenger RNA, 3665 nt
Organism: Xylaria bambusicola
Lineage: Eukaryota; Fungi; Ascomycota; Sordariomycetes; Xylariales; Xylariaceae
Exons: 7
Coding region: 192-3290 (1032 amino acids)
Biological process (GO): cytoskeleton organization
Cellular component (GO): cytosol
Source: RefSeq, a predicted model, not a curated record